AUGAUGUUAAGUUUUUUUCGCUGGUUGUGCUUUUUGCACGUAAUACAAUCAGUCUCAAGCAGCAGGCUGUUUCGUCUUGGUCAAUGGCUUCCUGCCGACUGGAACGUCACUGACGAAUGGUUGGCCAACGUGAUCCAUGAGUGUCAAUGUAAAUACAAAGAUAAGUUAGAAAUGCUUUUAACUCUUCACCCACAAGCUGAAGACGACGAAUCAGCUCUGUGUGUACUUCGAUCUACAGAUACUAAAAUUGCAGAUAAGCACCUCCGUCUCCAUAAACCGGUCGAAGAUUUGAAGAAUGCUAUUCUCACCGACGACGAGAUCAACAUGUUCUUUCAUCAAAUGUUCUGGCAACAGUAUCAACUCCCAAACUCUUCAAAAGGAAUAAAAAUUCCGUCCUGGCAAUUGAUGAUAAUAAUAAUCGACCACAUCAUGACAACAGCUCCGAUGUUUAACAAAACUGCAUUGGUUGGCUUUCCAAUCAAUGCUAUCUUGAACUUGCCUAUGGCUACCACCGCUGGAUUUGCUGCCUUCCUGAACGACAAAGUCAACAGGUUGUUCAAGAACAUUCUCAAUUAUUGGGGAGAGUUCCUGUCAACUCCAGAGUCUUGCUAUGUCUUGACUGACCAUCCUCGACAAGGUUGGUUUGGUGAGGAUGCAAUGGAAGCAAUGCCAAACUUUGUUGAGGAGUUUANGCUACCACCGCUGGAUUUGCUGCCUUCCUGAACGACAAAGUCAACAGGUUGUUCAAGAACAUUCUCAAUUAUUGGGGAGAGUUCCUGUCAACUCCAGAGUCUUGCUAUGUCUUGACUGACCAUCCUCGACAAGGUUGGUUUGGUGAGGAUGCAAUGGAAGCAAUGCCAAACUUUGUUGAGGAGUUUAAAUGCGAUCCAGAUGCCCCUCAUUAUGGUUUCAAGUCAUGGGAUGAUUUUUUCACCAGAGAGUUUCGUCCUGGAGUUCGUCCAGUCAAAUUCCCAGACGAUGAUUACAUUGUUGCAAACGCCUGUGAGUCGGCCCCUUACCAGAUAGCUACAUGCGUCAAAACGAGGGACUUCUUUUGGAUUAAGAGACAACGGUACUCUUUGCAUUUUUUGCUGAACAAGAGUGACCUGGCCAAGAAAUUUCAUGGUGGAACCGUCUACCAAGGGUUUCUAAGCGCCACCAGCUAUCACCGAUGGCACAGCCCAGUGUCGGGUACAAUCUACAAAACAGAACUUGUUGAUGGUUCUUAUUACUCGCAGACCCAUAACAUUCAGGACGACCCCGCAUCACCCAACAUGUCUCAAGGAUACCUGGCACAGGUAGCUGCGCGAGGGAUAAUCUACAUUAUGGCUGAUAAUCCUGAUAUUGGAUUGAUGUGUUUCGCAGCAAUCGGCAUGUCAGAAGUCUCUUCAAACGAAAUCACUGUUAAAGAGGGGGACAGAGUCAAGAAGGGCGAUCAGCUCGGAAUGUUCCACUAUGGUGGGUCCACGCACUGUCUUAUAUUUCGACCCGAAGUUGAAAUCGAGUUUGAUACUCGUGGUCAAACACCAGGUCUGGAUACCGACAAUAUUCCAGUUAGAGCUAAAAUUGCGACCGUUUAUCCAGCACAAGACAAGAACAAAAGAUUCUAA
Porites evermanni is the source of this 1610-nucleotide messenger RNA. The record is from the annotation of a GenBank genome assembly. NCBI's taxonomy places the organism in Eukaryota, Metazoa, Cnidaria, Anthozoa, Scleractinia, Poritidae.